Molecule: messenger RNA, 900 nt
Organism: Coccomyxa subellipsoidea C-169
Lineage: Eukaryota; Viridiplantae; Chlorophyta; Trebouxiophyceae; Coccomyxaceae
Product: CRAL/TRIO domain-containing protein
Exons: 6
Coding region: 1-900 (299 amino acids)
Molecular function (GO): phosphatidylinositol transfer activity
Source: RefSeq, a predicted model, not a curated record
AUGGGGUGGUUUUCGCAUUCGCACAAGACAGAUCAGAAGCCCACAGACGAGCUUCGCGCAAAUGUGCAGACGCUCCUCGAGGGCAACCCCGCCCUGCAAAUGUUUGCAUCGGACGCCUGCCUGACCAGGUUUCUGGUGGCAAGGAACAACAACGUCCACAAUGCAACCUAUGCACUGCGGAGAACGUUGCAAUGGCGUGCCCGCUUCAAGCCGGAGAACAUCUACUGGGAUGACGUCAAGGCCUGUGCAAGCGGCGGCAGGCUUGAGCUGCUGUCACAAGCUGAUAGCCUCGGCCGGCCCAUUUUGCUCUAUCGCCUGAGGGCGCCAUCCAAAAAGGGGACCACAGCCGAUGAGUACAUGCGCUUCUGGGUCUACAUGCUGGAGUGCACCUGUAGGAUGGCAGACAACACCGGUGCUGGCAAGGUAGUGGUCGUGUUCGACAUGCAUGGUUACUCAGAUCCCAACACCAUCAUGCCAACAUUCCUGACGAGGAUAGAGCUCAUCCGCACCGCUCAAGCGCACUUCCCAGAGCGGCUGGCGCUGGCAUCGGUGUGCAACCCGCCGCUGAUCUUCUGGGCGCUGUGGCGAUCCAUUGUGCCCUUCCUGGACCCCAUCACCAAGAGCAAGGUGGCGUUUGCGAGCAACGUGGAGCAGAUACAGGAGGCGCUGCAGCCGACCAUCUCCCCGGACCUGCUUUACGAGUCCCUGGGCGGCAGCAAGCCGGAAAAGUUCGAGUUCGCGCACCUGGACCAGCACAUGCGCGCGAUGGACGCCGAGCGCCGCGCUGAGCUGUCGGCCGCCUCGCUGCUGACCGCCAAGGCCGCACACUCCGACGCAGACGAGCACAUGCUCGAUGCAAAGCCCCUCAGCGCCCGCCGCGCCGGCCUGGUCGACGCCUGA